AUGCCCCUUCGAAUAGCCGACUCAACGCCGCGCUUUGCAGGCGAUGGUACUCAGCUCGUCAACUUCCUGGAGUCAGUAGAACGACUCGCGGAACCACUUGGUUUAACAGACAAAGAGAUCAUUAAGUAUGCACUGAAGUAUACAGCGCCUAAGCACAGGCAGCUUCUCUCAUACCGCGAAUUUGACAACUAUGUAGAAUUUGCUGAUCACGUCUUGGAUUUUUGGCCAGAAUGUGGUGUUUGCCACUAUACGCGCCCUAUCUUCGAAAAACUGGCCGCCAUCGAUGCGCCCCUUGCAAGCACACCUCUGCAUCCAGAACGCGCUCAAGAGCAACCAGAAGCAGCAAUCAUCGCACCAAUUCCCGAAACAUACGACGCCAUCCCUGCCCCAGUAGUCCAAGAAACGCACCAUCCGGAAGUAGAAGAUACCGCGCCUUUGCCCCUCGCUCCGAUGUCUCAAUCUGACCUUGUAUGCUCAUCGCACUUUAGCGCGCCUAAUCAGGUGCCUCCUGCAGCGCCAGAGCUUCAAUACGCGACACCAGUUGACCAGAGUACGCCCCUUGACGAUCCAUGCAUUACUGACGAAACCGCGCUUUUUAACGAUAGCAGUUCAUGCUCUUCAACCGAAUGUCCAAGUGGUGCAUCAGAUGCGCAUCACAUGGAUCAUGUUCCAGACGACCAAGACGCAUACCUUGACCAUGCUAGAACCACUCCGGAAGAAACGUGCUCAAAUGCGCUAAUGGUUUGUAUGAAUGUCCCUCAGUUAACGCGAUUUACGGUUGUUAUACGUCGAAAGCUCUCAAGGAGCAAAGCGCCUAUUUCCAUGUUGCCGCCCAUAGCCUAUCAGGCUGUUCAGGACAAUGUCCUUGAUGAUCUGCAUGCAUUUUCAUUGAGCGCUCAAUGCACCUUUGACAUAUGGAAGUUCCACGUUUUUGUUACUGACACCGUUUUGAUCCUCGCACUGGUUACCAGCUAUCUGCCUUUGAAGCACAGCCAUAUUGGCCUAGAUUCACCACCGACGCUUAGUAUUCCCACGCUCUGCGCGCGCCUGACCGUGCAAUGCGCUUAUGUUUGUGAAACUAAUCUUGGAAUCACCCCUCAAUAUCGCGUUUUUAGCCCUGCACUUGCCACUAAGCGCAUUUCAAGUACCUUGCAGCAGAUUACCGUCAACCAGAUGUUCAUGCACACACUCCUGAUGCCCUUCAAGCGCUCUCUGACCCACCACCAUCGCCAACCUCGCACCGUCCCUAUCCCAUAUCACCGGCUGUCCCACGCGAGCAUCGCGUUUCACCUCUAUGAGUGCGGAAGUCGCGGUUUAUGCAGAAGGAAGAAGAAAGAAGACGAAGAACCCCCUAGAGCGCGCCCCUCCGCAGUGCAUCCCUACCUUAUCACCGCACAUACCUCAUAA
This is a messenger RNA of Suillus subalutaceus, 1407 nucleotides long. RefSeq lists its product as uncharacterized. Bases 1 to 1407 code for a protein of 468 amino acids. NCBI's taxonomy places the organism in Eukaryota, Fungi, Basidiomycota, Agaricomycetes, Boletales, Suillaceae. The transcript has a single exon. The record is from RefSeq and is a predicted model, not a curated record.